AUGCACCUGAUUUCUCGCGCUCUCCUCAAGCCGGCUCUUCCUGUCACAUGGUCUGCGUCGCCUCUCUUUAACCGAUCCAUCUCCCUAACCCGCGCAAUUGAAAGAGGAAAACGCAAGCAGGAGGACUCGACGCUCAGGCACGACAGGCGCCACCAGUUCCAGAAUCACCGGCAGAAAGGCCAAUCCCACCAGCUAGAUAAGACGGGCCAACCCUUGCCCUCGUCCUCGUUCACAUCCUCGUCCAUCUUCGAAGCCUCUGCGCCCAUUGUCUCCUCAAUUCCUUAUACGACCGCGAGCUCCGAGUUUCUCUAUGGAACCUUCUCGGUCUUGUCGGCCCUAAGGGCCAGGCGCCGCAAGAUCUACAACCUUUACCGCUUGCCCACUUCCUCUAGCCUUGAGAUCGAUCCGGAGACAGAGACUACCACAAGCUAUACUACAGCGAGAGAAGAGAUACAGCACCUUGCUCAGCACCAAGGUGUCAGCAUCCAAGAGCUCCGUGGUGCAGAUGCUCUAAAUACAUUUAACAAGCUCUCGGGAAGACGUCCACAUGGCGGCCUUAUUCUUGAAGUCUCCCCCCUUCCAAGGCUGUCAAUCGACACUCUCGGCCCUGUCCUGAGCAUGGGAGAUGACAUGCAGGUAGUACCUUCACGUGUCCCCGAGCUCGAAGCCGACCUUGAUGAACUAUUUCGCACCGCAGGAAGCCAUCGCAUCAUUCCCUCCUGUCGGCCACUCAAUCAGUUUCCAUUUGUGCUUCUGCUUGAUGGUGUCACCAACCCCGGUAAUUUCGGCGCCAUCGUCAGAUCCGCAUGGUUUCUGGGCGUUGAUGCCAUUAUCGUUCCAGACCAUGGAACUUCGCCCAUCUCCCCAGUCAGUAUCAAGGCGUCCGCUGGGGCCCUGGAAUUGAUGCCGGUAUUGACCAUCAAGAAUGAGAGGCUAUUUUUAACCGAAUCUCGUGCUGCCGGUUGGAAAUUCUUCACGGCUGCCGCUCCACCUCCCGCCAAGGCUCGGGUGCCUCCCAAUAUGCGUAUAGAAGGAGCACUAUCAAAUCACCCUUGUGUUCUGGUUUUCGGAAAUGAAAAGAACGGUCCGCGUCAAUUCUGGAGACCCUACAUGCACAGCACGGUCUCAAUUCCCAACGCAAGAGCCUCGUCUGGUGAUGUUGACAGCCUCAACGUAAGCGUUGCAGCAGCAUUAUUGACCCAGAAAUUCUUCGACUUUGCUCAGCCAACAGUAGUCCCAACGCAAAACGCACAGCCGGAGAGCGCAGCUUCAAGUCCGUUUGUUGAUUCCUUUGGCCUCGAAAGCCACAAGGUGUUCUAG
Molecule: messenger RNA, 1320 nt
Organism: Exophiala aquamarina CBS 119918
Lineage: Eukaryota; Fungi; Ascomycota; Eurotiomycetes; Chaetothyriales; Herpotrichiellaceae
Exons: 1
Coding region: 1-1320 (439 amino acids)
Biological process (GO): rRNA methylation
Cellular component (GO): mitochondrion
Molecular function (GO): RNA methyltransferase activity; RNA binding
Source: RefSeq, a predicted model, not a curated record